Messenger RNA from Colletotrichum lupini, 1653 nucleotides. RefSeq names its product major facilitator superfamily transporter. Bases 1 to 1653 code for a protein of 550 amino acids. Gene Ontology annotation, molecular function: transmembrane transporter activity. NCBI's taxonomy places the organism in Eukaryota, Fungi, Ascomycota, Sordariomycetes, Glomerellales, Glomerellaceae. Gene Ontology annotation, cellular component: membrane. Gene Ontology annotation, biological process: transmembrane transport. The transcript has 5 exons. The record is from RefSeq and is a predicted model, not a curated record.
AUGAACGCCGGUGGUUUGGAUGGCUUCAAGGCCUUGUCUGGUCUUGGAUUCUUGGGUCUUUGGAUCCACCGUCCUGGCUUCUGUGCGCCGUCGACACCAGUCCCUCGUCUUUCACUUCUUCGACGAAUCAUUCACAGCGAGCUUCGAUCAACGACACAACCGCCCAACAUGGAUCGUCCCGUCUCAGACCCCGAGAAGGCAGGCUUCGAGCACAGUGACCACAUCAGAACCAGCUCCAUCAACGACUCCCAUGAUCUCGACAUUGACCAUGGCUUCACUGCUGAGGAGCAGCGCAAGAUCAUUCGCCGAGUCGACCGAAGACUCGUCGUCACUGUCGGUGCCAUGUACUGCGUGUCAUUGAUGGAUCGUACCAACUUGUCUGCGGCCGCCAUUGCAGGCAUGACCAAGGAAUUGGGUCUCUAUCUCGACAACCGAUACAGCAUUGCUUCCCUCCUCUUCUUCAUUCCGUACAUUAUCUUCCAGCCGCCCUCGACCAUCAUUGUUCGCAAGAUUGGACCUCGUCUUCACCUUGGUGGACUUACCCUCUUGUGGGGUGCUGUGAUGAUCGGUAUGGGUUUCUCAGCAAAGUACACACACUUGUAUGCAUGCAGAAUUCUCCUGGGUGUUCUCGAGGCCGGAUUCUUCCCCAGUUGUGUCUACCUUCUCAGCACAUGGUACACCAGAUAUGAGGUCGGAAAGCGAUACUCCGUCUUCUACCUUCUCGGCUGCGUCGCUUCCGCCUUCUCCGGUAUUCUCGCUUUCGGUCUGAUGCAGCUCAACGGCCAACAGGGCCUGACUGGAUGGCGCUGGAUCUUCAUCAUCGAAGGUGCUCUCACCUGCGUGCUCGGCCUCGCAGGCUACUGGCUCCUCGUCGACUUCCCCGACUCCAAGAAGCGCAAGGACUGGAACUUCCUCGGCGAGCGUGAGCGCGCCUGGAUCGUCGCGCGCGUGAACCGUGAUCGCGGUGACGCCCACAUUCCCGCCUUCAACCUCAAGAGAUUCCUCGGUGCCGGCGCCGACUGGAGAAUCUGGGCCUACGCCAUGAUCUUCUUCAACACCACCACCGUCUCGUACGCGCUUGCAUACUUCUUGCCCAUCAUUCUGCAGGUCAAUAUGGGCUUCGACGUUGGUGCCGCGCAAUGCCUCGUCGCGCCGCCUUAUGCCUUUGCCGGUAUCGUCAUGUUCGCGACCGCGUGGUUGGGUGAUAGAAUGAAGUUCCGUGGUCCCGUCAUUCUCAUCAACAUGCUCUUCUGCAUCGUUGGUCUUCCCAUCAUGGGUUUCCACUCCAGCGCGGCGGUGCGCUACUUUGGCGUCUUCCUGACCACGGCCGGUGCCAACUCCAACGUCCCUGCUGUGAUGGCGUACCAGGCAAACAACAUCCGUGGCCAGUGGAAGCGAGCUUUCUGCAGUGCGACACUUGUCUCGUUCGGUGGUAUCGGAGGUAUUGCCGGUAGCUUGCUCUUCCGUGAGCAGGACAAGCCUCACUACCGCCCGGGCAUGUACGCCUGCAUUGCGUGCAGCUUGUUGACGUGCAUUUUGGUCAGCUUGUUGACUGUCGACGCCUACUUCAAGAACAAGAAGGCCGACAGGGGCGAGAAGGAGCUUGAGGCUGAUGAUGAGGGUGCUCAGCCUGGUUUCCGCUAUACCUACUAA